Molecule: messenger RNA, 1446 nt
Organism: Helobdella robusta
Lineage: Eukaryota; Metazoa; Annelida; Clitellata; Rhynchobdellida; Glossiphoniidae
Exons: 5
Coding region: 1-1446 (481 amino acids)
Cellular component (GO): membrane
Source: RefSeq, a predicted model, not a curated record
AUGACCUUGAACCUUCCAUUGGCCAUGACACUGAUUCUUCAUCUGAUGGCUUAUGCAGUUCAAUCAGUAACAUGUAAAAAUAACCUCCCGGCUAAUGAAAAUAACAAUAAUGAAACUAAUUUGGCCACUAUGAAUGUUAGCAAUAGCAUUAGCAGCGAUAAUUACCUCAAUUACAUUGGGAAUAAAAGCUGUGGUCAAAAUGAAGUCUAUGUUAAAAGCUACAACAACAACAAACAUAACGUCAACAAUGACGUCAACAACGACGUAAAUAACAACGACAUCAAUAUCAGCAGCAGCAGCAACAACAACAACAACAACAUCAGCAACAUCAACAACAUCAUCAACAACAACAUUAACAACAACGUUAGAAGAGAUACAGACAGCUUAGAAAAACCAAUAAUGCUUCGACUCGUUAAUUCAGAUAGUAAAAAUUUGAAAUCAUAUGGCUAUUUGGAAAUUUUCAAAGCUUAUAAAAAGGAAUGGUACAGCAUUUGCGGUAUAAACUGGACCGACGUAAACACGAAACUCGCCUGUCAGAGUCUCGGCUUCAAUGGCGGUAUGAUAGUCGGUAACAUGAUCCGGUUUACCGGAUAUCGAAACAAAUAUACCGACGAUGUCUCGAUCGUCUGCGAGCCUACUGAUAAAUCAUUCGAAGAUUGCUAUACAAGAAUGUUACCGAACAAAAACUACAAUGAGAAAACACUUCAGCCAGUGUACCUACAUUGUUUUCCUGUCAACUUCGGAAGGGGAUGGUUACGAUUGGGAGACGUCAUAGAUGACAACCACCCCGAUUUCAAUUGGUCAGGCGGUUCCCAGAAUGACUACGAUCGUGACGUCAUUUUUAAAAUCGCCUACGCGCAGUUGAAUGAUUCCAUGGUUAACAAUGCAACGAUGAAGAUUAGUGCUAAUGAUUGGGAUGCAACAAAAAGCGACGUGCUCUGCCGACAGAACCAUCAUUUACUCGGUGUCUUCAAGGUCUACAAAUUGAAAAUCGGAACUGAACUUAUGGCUGAAUUCAGUUGCGAUUUUAUAUUCAAACUCGGCCGAGUACCGAAAGAUUUAUUCAGAUGUAAAGUUUCGUAUCGGUAUACCGAUUCAUUCGUGGCUAUUUCAUGCUACAACGAUUACAAGCACCAAGUUGACCACGCCGGUAGGGACGUACUCAUUCAACAGACGAAUACCGAUUUUAUGAACAUCACCAUGAUGUUUAGAAAACCGAUAUCGAGAAUUUUGUUGAACAGAAUGGACAAUAUAAAUUCGGAUUGCGAAAGAAUGGCAAUCGUAGGAAGUGUACCGAAUCGCCUCAAAUGUGUCCUCAAGCUGAGAAGGAAGCUGAAACAGAAAAAUAUAAAUGAUACCAGGCCACCAAAAAAUAUUUUAAAUCGUGACUCCGUGGAUGAGUUUGAUGACAAAGCGAAUGUUGUUGACAAUGAGAACAAGGAAUAA